This is a messenger RNA of Sabethes cyaneus, 2507 nucleotides long. It is a transcript of the gene HisRS, whose product is annotated as histidine--tRNA ligase. The transcript has 4 exons. Gene Ontology annotation, biological process: histidyl-tRNA aminoacylation; mitochondrial translation. Lineage: Eukaryota; Metazoa; Arthropoda; Insecta; Diptera; Culicidae. Gene Ontology annotation, cellular component: mitochondrion; cytoplasm. Bases 528 to 2186 code for a protein of 552 amino acids. The record is from RefSeq and is a predicted model, not a curated record. Gene Ontology annotation, molecular function: ATP binding; histidine-tRNA ligase activity.
CUGUUUACGUCGUCCUCGUUGUAAAACUGAAACGUGUUUCGCUUUCGUGUCGAAUUACCCAGUCAAUCGUCGAGCGAGUGCAACAGAAAAUAUGCAAAAUCGAUCGUUUUAUAAGUGAGGAACAUUUUGUUGCAGCUCGUUGUGAAAUUUUGUCCGGACUCCGAACGUAAUUCAGUUCAGUUCAGUGCAAAAUAAGUGUUCGGGUACUCGUCCUAAUUUGGCAGUAAUGACCGAGAAAGAUCUGCUCCUGGCUCAGAUCACCGCCCAGGGAGACGCAGUGCGUAAGCUGAAAUCGUCCGCAGCGGCCAAAGAAAAGUAAAUUCGAUCCGCGAUCGACUCAACCGCACAAAAAUACAUUCACCCGACAACCCAAGAAAAACAGCCACCGGGUCGGAAUUGAAUCGAACCGACCGGCAACCGGUACGACGAAAAAGAGGCAGUUGUUAAGCGAAAAUCAAUUUUUCGCGGCACCAAAAGCGGAAGCGCAGAGCGUAACCACGUCUGCCACAAAACAAAACACACACAAAAUGCUUCGUCACUUACGGCGUUCCAGUUCGGCGGCGGUGGUGCACCUGGCUGCCGCUGUGGUACGAUCCGGUAAACUUCCAGCAAGGUUCGAGGUUCACAGUAAUUGUCGCUUUUGCCAUUGCAGCGGCAAAGCCGCUGCCAGCGAAGAACGCGUUUCCCACAGCCAGCAAGCAAUCGCAAAGAUCGAUGAGGAGGUUGCCAAACUGCUGGCCCUAAAGGCCCAGCUGAAGGACUUGGAUGGUGGUGGUCAAGCGGCCGAGGUUGGGAAUAAAAAUUUGGUAUUGAAAACCGCUAAAGGAACGCGGGACUAUGGACCGGAAUCGAUGGCGCUGCGACAGCAAAUCUUCGAUAAGGUGAUUGCUGUGUUUAAGAAGCAUGGUGCGGAAACGAUUGACACGCCGGUGUUUGAGUUGAAGGAGGUGCUAACUGGGAAGUAUGGGGAUGAUAGUAAGUUGAUUUACGAUCUGAAGGAUCAGGGUGGUGAAAUACUGGCUCUGCGGUACGAUCUGACCGUACCGUUUGCACGCUUUGUCGGAAUGGGAAACGUUUUCCACAUUCGGCGGUAUCAUAUUGCUAAGGUGUACCGGAGGGAUAACCCGUCGAUGACGAAGGGUCGCUAUCGGGAGUUCUACCAGUGCGAUUUCGAUAUCGCGGGGACGUACGAUCCGAUGCUACCGGAUGCGGAGUGCGUGAAGGUGGUUGUUGAAAUUCUUUCCUCGUUGGACAUCGGAGAGUUUGUGGUGAAACUGAACCACCGAAAGCUGCUGGACGGUAUGUUCGAGGCUUGCGGGGUUCCGGCGGACAAAUUCCGAACGAUCUGCUCGUCGGUAGAUAAGCUGGACAAAAGCCCUUGGGAAGAGGUGCGGCGGGAGAUGAUCGCCGAGAAGGGACUGGAUGCGUCUGUUGCCGAUCGCAUUGGAGAGUUUGUUCGGUUGAGCGGGGGUGUGGAGCUGGUGGACAAGCUGGCCGAAGAUGAAAACCUUAAAAAGAUUAAACCUGCUCUCGAGGGAAUUGCCGAUAUGCGACUGCUGCUGCAGUAUUGUGAGAUUUUCGGUGUGAAAGAUCAGAUCGUUUUCGAUCUGAGCUUGGCACGGGGUUUAGACUACUAUACGGGCGUGAUUUACGAAGCUGUGCUGAAGGCUGAACCUACGACGCCUAAAGUGAACGGAGGUGGCAAAGCCAGUAGCAAGGACGAGGAGGAAGUCACCGUUGGUUCGGUUGCCGGAGGAGGUCGUUACGAUAAUCUGGUAGGCAUGUUCAAUCCGAAACGCAAGCAAGUCCCGUGUGUUGGCGUCUCCAUUGGAGUGGAACGAAUCUUCUCCAUUCUGGAGGGCAAAGCCCAGCAGAAGGUACGGACCACAGAAGUGGAAGUGUACGUGGCUUCCGCCCACAAGGGAUUGCACCUAAAGCGGCUGGAGGUGCUGAACACGCUGUGGAAUGCUGGUUUUAAGGCGGAACACUCGUACAAGUUGAAUCCCAAACUGCUAGUUCAGCUGCAGUACUGCGAAGAGUACCAAAUUCCGUACGCGAUCGUGCUAGGUGAUGGCGAACUGUCUCGAGGUGUAGUUAAGCUGCGUGAAAUAAACAGCCGGAAAGAGGAAGAAAUUCCGCUGGAAUCACUUGCGGAAGAGUUGAGAAAGCGCUUGGCGGUCCAAUGAACAGAAGCAUUUACGCACGCAAUAAAAUCCUACUUAGCCUAGGUUAGCAGCCACGUCAGUACGGUCUAUUUAAAAAGUCUCCUAAUUCAGUCACCGAUCCAUAAUCAUCAAAUUCAAUUCAUACAGUGCUUCUUUUAGCUUCUACUGCCUUAUUAUUACAAUUGGUUUACUUAUAAUCGUCAGAAUGAUAUGAGUGAUGUUCUUUUUCUUAAUGAAACAGCUUUGAAAGCAAUUUAAUGUUAAUAAAUGCUAGUUUUUUGGAAGAGCGACUCCAAUUUUUGACUCCCCUUUGAUUAGUUUCAUCUGUGUCUUGCUUAAAAU